CACGUGUGACUUGUGUGACUCACGGCGUACCAUCGGACUAUGCUCGGACUGACUGAGUGAUCUCAUCUCAUCAUCUCAUGUUGUAUGAUUUAUAAAUUUCUGCGAUCGUAUGCCCGUUAAAUAACACCCGGCGGAAAACCAAAAUAAAUAUAAGAAGAAAAUAGUGCCAUGGCAGAUCAAUCUGGGCCAGAUGGAACCCCAAUUUCUAAAAAAGCAGUGAAAAAACAACAGAAAGAGGCAGAAAAGGCACUGAAGAAAGCAGAGAAGAAGGCUGCACAAGAUGCCACAACGGCUGAAGUCGAGACUGAAGAUUACUCGAAGGAAAGCUAUGGCGUGAUGAAAAUGAUUCAGUCCACUACACGGUUGACUAGAACACUAGUCGGGGUUCAUACACUGAGUGCUGAACAGGGGGAGCAGACUGUUUGGAUCAGAGGCCGUUUGCACACCAGUAGGGGUAAAGGGAAGCAGUGUUUCUUCGUUCUAAGGCAAAGGCAGUUUACGAUUCAAUGUGUCGCAGCAGUCAAUGACAAAGUGAGCAAACAGAUGGUCAAGUUUGCAGGAGCAGUAACAAAGGAAUCCAUAAUUGAUGUAGAAGGAGUGGUAAAAAAGACGCCACAGAAAAUAGAGGGCUGCUCACAACAAGAUGCUGAGAUCUGGGUGUUACAGAUAUUCGUAGUGAGUUCUGCUGAACCAAGACUACCACUACAGAUUGAGGAUGCAGCGAGACCAUUGUCAGAGGAGGACAGCGAGAGAGCGACAGUUCACCAAGACACGCGGCUGGACAACCGAGUGCUGGACCUUAGAACGCCGUGCAACCAGGCGAUAUACCGCGUGCAGGCAGGCAUCUGCGCGCUGUUUAGAAACACACUCGCCCGAUGGGGCUUCAACGAGAUCCACACCCCGAAGAUCAUAUCAGCUGCGAGUGAGGGAGGGGCCAACGUGUUUCAAGUGAGCUAUUUUAAAAGUAGCGCUUACCUGGCGCAGUCUCCACAGUUGUACAAGCAGAUGGCCAUCGCGGGAGACUUUGACAAGGUGUUCACUGUUGGACAAGUGUUUCGUGCGGAGGAUUCGAACACUCACCGUCACCUGACAGAGUUUGUCGGUCUUGACAUGGAAAUGGCGUUUAACUAUCACUACCACGAGGUGCUGGAUGUCAUCGGACAGCUGUUUGUCGAGAUCUUCAAGGGACUCCGUGGCAGCUAUGCGACCGAGGUCUCGACGGUGAAGCAGCAGUUUCCGCACGAGGACUUUCAGUUCCUCGAGCCGUCGCUGCGGCUUGAGUUCUGGCAGGGCGUCGCGAUGCUGCGUGAGGUCGGCGUCGAGAUGGGCGACGAGGACGACCUCACGACCCCGGCCGAGAAACAGCUCGGAAAGCUCGUCAAGGCGAAGUAUGGCACCGACUUCUUCAUUCUGGACAAGUUUCCAUUAGCAGUGAGACCUUUCUACACCAUGCCUGACCCAAACAACCCAAAAUGGUCCAACUCCUACGACAUGUUCAUGAGGGGAGAAGAGAUUUUGUCAGGAGCCCAGCGAGUCCACGACUCGGACUUGCUCACGGAGCGUGCUAAACACCAUGGCAUAGACCUUGAGCAGAUCAAAGCAUAUAUUGAUGCCUUCAGAUAUGGAGCACCACCACAUGCAGGGGGAGGGAUCGGUAUGGAACGUGUAACGAUGCUGUAUCUGGGACUUGACAAUGUGAGAAAGACAUCAAUGUUUCCACGUGAUCCAAAACGUGUCACACCAUAAAACCAUGCACAACAACUGUCACAGUCAUUUAUCAACCCUUAGAUCGUGGGCAAAAUGUGUGAUAGCACUAUACUUCAGAAAAACAAGAUAUUUUGUCUUCGACUGUUUGAUGUGUCAAUGAGGGUGGUAUUUUGUGAUGAAAGUUGGUUGCAAUAUAUAAGCUAUUUUUUAAAUGUACUGAAUGCACAAUAUACAUGGAUUUUCCACGUGUUUAUUAAAUCAACAGGUUCAAUUAGCAUCCAUGUCCAAACCUUAAUUUCGUCCCUUGUUAUGUGAAAUAAACAACAGAUCUAAUAAAUUGGAUGUUACCACACAUUAA
This is a messenger RNA of Priapulus caudatus, 2065 nucleotides long. RefSeq names its product aspartate--tRNA ligase, cytoplasmic-like. The transcript is spliced from 14 exons. Lineage: Eukaryota; Metazoa; Priapulida; Priapulimorpha; Priapulimorphida; Priapulidae. Gene Ontology annotation, cellular component: cytoplasm; cytosol; aminoacyl-tRNA synthetase multienzyme complex. The record is from RefSeq and is a predicted model, not a curated record. Gene Ontology annotation, biological process: aspartyl-tRNA aminoacylation. Gene Ontology annotation, molecular function: ATP binding; RNA binding; aspartate-tRNA ligase activity. The coding region runs from base 169 to 1746 and encodes 525 amino acids.